Messenger RNA from Bactrocera neohumeralis, 7073 nucleotides. RefSeq lists its product as uncharacterized. Gene Ontology annotation, cellular component: cytoplasm. The coding region runs from base 94 to 6843 and encodes 2249 amino acids. Gene Ontology annotation, molecular function: metalloaminopeptidase activity; peptide binding; zinc ion binding. The record is from RefSeq and is a predicted model, not a curated record. The transcript has 24 exons. Gene Ontology annotation, biological process: proteolysis; peptide catabolic process. Lineage: Eukaryota; Metazoa; Arthropoda; Insecta; Diptera; Tephritidae.
UACAGUUACGGCUAAGCAGCCGUAAGUGAAGGUUGUGCGAAGCAAAGUUAACAAGUAUUUAUAAGUCGCCGACAAGGAUAGUGCGCGACAAACAUGAUUAUUACGACCAAAUUGGUAGCGAUAUGCUUGGGCUUAGCCCUUGUCGCUUUCACGACGUCCACGAUCGUUUUGGCUGUGCAGAAGGCGAAUUUGCAAGAUGAACUGGAUGCGCUGAAAGACUCUCUCACCACCACCACCACCACUACAACAACUACUGUGGUUACUCCCACCACAGCGAGUACAAGCAGUCAGCCAGCAACAACACCAACUACAACUAUUCCCGCUGUAACUACAACAACCGCAUUACCUGAUACUACAACAACGGCGCCGGAAAUUAUCGACUAUAGACUGCCCGACAGCGUUUUUCCCAUCAACUAUAAUCUUUAUCUGCAUCCGGAUAUCGAGACGGGCAACUUUACCGGCCAAAUGCUCAUACGCGUGAACACCACCAGAAGUAUUGACAAAAUUGUAUUGCAUUCCAGCAAACUGGUGAUCAACAAUGUGUAUUUGUCGAGUACAAACAAUCCAACUGUCUAUGUGAAGAACUAUUACCUGGACUUGGUGCGUGAAUUCUUAGUGAUCGAAUUGAGCGAAGAGUUGCCGGCUGAACGUGCCUUCUAUGUUGGCAUACUGUUUGAGGGCACUAUGGCUGGUAAAAUUGUUGGACUCUAUAGUUCAUCGUAUCUGAAGGCGGAUAAUACGCGAAAAUAUAUUGCCACAUCUAAGUUUGAGCCCACCUAUGCGCGGCUCGCUUUCCCCUGCUUCGAUGAACCAGCCCUGAAAGCGACUUUCGAUGUGACUUUGGUGUAUCCCUCAGAGGGUGAUUACCAUGCGCUCUCCAAUAUGGAUAUUGCGGGCGAAUCCUACCAAGGUAAAUAUACGGAGGUUUACUUCAACCGCAGCGUGCCGAUGAGCACAUACCUGGCAUGCUUCAUUGUUUCCGACUUCGAAUAUAAGUCGGCGGUUAUCGAUACUAACGGUAUUGGCAAUCCAUUCACAUUGCGUGCCUUUGCAACACCCGAGCAGCUGGAUAAAGUCGAUUUCGCCUUGGACGUUGGCAAAACCGUGAUCGAGUAUUAUAUACAGUAUUUCCAAGUGGAAUAUCCACUACCAAAGCUGGACAUGGCCGCUAUACCGGAUUUCGUCUCUGGCGCUAUGGAGCAUUGGGGUCUGGUGACAUAUCGUGAAACUUCGUUGCUCUAUGACGAAGCUGUGAGCUCGACGGUGAAUAAACAACGUGUUGCUAGCGUUAUCGCCCAUGAGUUCGCGCAUAUGUGGUUUGGAAAUUUAGUUACUAUGGAUUGGUGGAACGAUUUAUGGCUUAAUGAGGGUUUUGCGAGCUACAUUGAAGAUAAGGGCGUUGAGGCGAAGUUCCCUGAAUGGAAAAUGCGCGAUCAAUUCAUUACUGGCACUCUUCAUCCUGUACUCACAUUGGAUGCCACACUCGGUGCACAUCCCAUUAUACAAACUGUAGCUAAUCCCGAUCAAAUCACGGAAAUAUUCGAUACCAUCACCUACUCGAAGGGUGCCUCGUUAAUACGUAUGUUGGAGGAUUUCAUUGAACCAGAUAAUUUCCAAAAGGCUGUUACGAAUUACCUGAAUGAGUACAAAUAUAAGAAUGCGGUGACCGAUAACUUUUUAACAGAAAUCGAAAAAUUGAAUUUGGGUUUCGAUGUGAAAUCAAUUAUGAACACCUGGACAGAGCAAAUGGGUUUGCCGGUGGUGGAGGUAGAACAAAUAAGCACUACCCAAUACAAAUUGACACAGAAACGCUUCUUCUCCAAUCCCGACGACUACGAAGGCGUCUAUGAUGAUUCGGCUUUCAAUUACACCUGGUCUAUUCCAAUUACUUACAAAACGAAUACUCUAACUGACGUUAACAGAGCGUGGUUCUACUACAAUGAAUCGGAAUUAAUCAUUGAACUGAGCGCCGCACCACAAUGGAUUAAAUUCAAUUACGAUCAGAUAGGCUACUAUCGUGUUAACUAUCCAGCAGCUUUGUGGGAAAACUUGGCGAAUCAACUGAUAGAUGAUCCAACUAAAUUCUCAGUUGGCGAUCGUGCUGGUCUCCUCAACGAUGCUUUCACACUAGCCGACGCCACUCAACUCUCCUACGAUACAGCUCUAGAUAUGACUGCGUACCUAGCUAAGGAGGUGGAUUAUGUACCCUGGAGUGUGGCUGCAUCGAAGCUUACCUCACUUAAACGUCUGCUGAUGUUUACCGAGGUGUUUGGCGAUUACAAACAAUAUGCUCGCGAAUUGAUCAAGCCAAUUUAUGAGAAUGUUACAUGGACGGUGGGCGAAGAUCACUUACAGAACCGCUUACGUGUCACGAUUCUCGCAGCCGCCUGUUCGCUCGGUCUUGACGAUUGUCUAAAUGAAGCGAGCACACGCUUCAACGCUUGGCUGGCAAAUCCUGAUACGCGCCCACAUCCGGAUAUACGUGAAACUAUCUACUAUUAUGGCGCCUUUGCUGCUAAUGAAAGUGCUUGGCAAACCAUGUGGGAUCUUUUCGUAAGCGAAGCGGAUGCCAGUGAGAAAUCGAAACUAAUGUACGGUCUGUCGGCUGUACAAGUGCCAUGGAUACUGGGCAAUUACAUCAAUCUCGCUUGGGAUGAGAACAAUGUGCGAGGUCAAGAUUACUUCACUUGCAUACAAUAUAUUGCCGCUAAUCCAGUGGGUGAGCCUAUUGUCUGGGAUUAUGUACGCGAACAUUGGCCGGAUCUGGUGGAUCGUUUCGGUUUGAAUGAACGCUAUUUGGGCAGCAUGAUACCAUCCAUAACCGCGCGUUUCGAUUCACAAACGAAGUUGGAGGAAAUGCAACAAUUCUUCGCUAAAUAUCCGGAAGCCGGUGCGGGCGCUGCGGCACGUGUGCGUGCGCAGGAGACCGUUAAGAACAAUAUUGCAUGGUUGGCGAACAACAAAGCCAAUAUUGCAGCGUGGUUGGAGAAAAACUCAGCAUUGCUGACAGCUAAAGUUAUUGCAAUAUGCCUUGCACUUGCCACAACGGCUUUCAUGGUCUCAACCAUUGUUCUGGCCGUACAGAAGGCGGAUUUGGAGGAUGAAUUACAAGAUGCUUUGGAUAAAUUAGAUGCAACCACCACGCUACCCACUACACUGCCCACAACGCCUACGACGCUUACGACACCUACAACGCUUACAACACCAACGACGGCAGCACCAAACAAUCCAACACAAACUACUGCUCAGCCUGGUAAUCCAACGGAUCCAACCAAUCCAACGACUGUUACUGUAUCAACACCGACAGAAACCACACGUACCACACACGGUGCUAUUAUCUAUCGUCUGCCAACCGAUAUUCGUCCAGUCAAGUAUCGUAUUUAUUGGCAUCCGAAUUACGAAACGAACACCUGCGAAGGUUCCGUGACCGUACAAAUCGAAAUUGAUGUACCCACAAAUUUGGUUGUGUUGCACGCGAAGGAUCUGGAGAUCGGCGGUAUUACAAUUCUCAAUGUAAUGGCAUAUAUGCGCAUUCGUGUAAAGUCGUUUACCUUGAGUGAGGAACGUGAACUACUCAUCAUCGAAUUGGAGGAGUUGUUGCGUACGGCCACACCGUAUGUGGUCAAUAUUGACUUCACCUGCCAAUUGAGUGGCUUAAGCGGCAUGUACUCAAGUACUUACAAGGAUGAAACAAAUGCCGACAGAAUGUACCCGCAAUCAAAAGUGCCACCGGUUCGGCCGCGUUCCAGUUUAUCAACAGACGAUCAUCAUUACCGCAUACGUGACUGUGAUGCACGACAUGUACGCAAAAAACCGAAUAACGCGUUCAUAACACUUGUCGGUUUUUGUUUGGUACUUUUCGUGUUGUGCGCAUUCCUGCUGGGUGCGCUCAUUUACGUCGGUAGAAAUAUUGUGAACGCGCCCGCUUAUACGUCAGCAGCUGUGGCAACACCAGCAGCCGGCGAAUAUUUGACAAAUGAACAGCUGAUAUCACCAGCAAAUUUAUCAAUUUUGCGAAUUAGAACAACAACGGAUUAUUCCACAUCCUCGGCGACACAUUCCACGUCCAAUAUCAAUAUGAAAUCAGCAACUUUAGCCAUUGAACCAGCCAUAGCAGCCGCUUCCAAAGUAUUGCAGAAAUUAAGUUUUCGUCUGCCAAAAGAAAUACGACCACACCAGUAUAAAUUACUUUUACAACCCGAUUUGGUGAAUAAAACAUAUCAAGGCAGUAUUACUAUAAAAUUGGAAGUGUUGAAACCAAUUUCUUAUAUACCAGUCCAUGCGAAAACAUUGAAUGUAACCACAGAAGAGGUCAUGCAGCUGGGUGAAGCUGAUGCGCCACUCAAUAAACUGACACCCACCUUGACCUUUGCACACCCAGCUUUGGAAUAUUGGGUGACUGAAUUCACAGAUCCUUUACAAGUCGGCAACUAUUCAUUGCGUUUGGCAUUUAACGGUUCGCUCACUGACCGUAUUGUUGGUUUUUAUGCAUCUUCAUAUUUGGAUACCAAAACAAAUCAACGCAGAUGGAUAGCCACCACAAAAUUCGAACCGACUUAUGCGCGCACUGCCUUCCCUUGCUUCGAUGAACCGGCGCUGAAGGCCUCCUUUAUUAUCACUGUAGUACGGCCCACCAAUGGUGGCUACCACGCGUUGUCCAAUAUGCCUGUUCAGAGCGAAGUGGUGAACGGUGAUAUUACGGAAGUAACAUUCGAACAAAGUGUACCGAUGAGCACCUAUCUAGCCUGCAUGAUUGUAUCCGAUUUUGCUUCUCAAUCUAAGACCGUUAAUGGUACCUUAUCGGGUGCUCAAGAUUUUGAGAUGCGCGUUUUCGCAACAUCCAAUCAAAUUGAGAAGGUUUCUUAUGCUUUAGAAACCGGUGUUGGAAUUACGGAAUAUUACAUUGACUAUUUCAAAGUAACAUAUCCGUUGCCCAAACUGGAUAUGGCUGCCAUACCAGAUUUUGUAUCGGGUGCCAUGGAACAUUGGGGAUUGGUGACAUACCGUGAGACUGCGCUGCUAUAUGAUCCAACAAUCAGUUCGAGUGCCAAUAAACAGCGUGUGGCUACAGUAGUGGCACAUGAAUUGGCACAUAUGUGGUUCGGAAAUUUGGUGACCAUGAAAUGGUGGAAUGAUUUGUGGUUAAAUGAAGGUUUCGCCAGCUAUAUUGAAUACAAGGGUGUGAAUAAAGUGCAUCCCGAAUGGGCUAUGCUUGAUCAAUUCAUUGUUGCUGAUCUGCAUGAUGUACUCGAACUGGACGCCACUUUGGCGUCACAUCCCAUUGUGCAAACGGUGGAAAGUCCUGCGCAAAUCACAGAGCUUUUCGAUAGUAUUACAUACUCGAAAGGUGCCUCCGUUAUACGUAUGCUGGAAGAUUUGGUGGGUGAGGAGAAAUUCCGCAAUGCUACCACGAACUACCUUACUAAAUUCUACUAUGCCAAUGCUGAGACAGACGAUUUCUUAACCGAAAUCGAAGCAUUUGAAUACGAUUUCGAUGUGAAAUUAAUUAUGCAAACAUGGACUGAACAAAUGGGCUUGCCGGUUGUUGAGGUUAAGAAGGAUGGCAAUACGUAUACGCUUACACAAAAGCGAUUCCUAGCAAAUCCAGAAGACUACAGUGCCGAUUUUGAAGUAUCCAAGUUUAACUACCACUGGUCCAUACCGAUAACUUAUUUCACCAGCGAGAACGCAGAGGUUGCACGCACAAUCUUCAAUUACAACGAUAAUGAAGUCAAAAUAACGCUGACUAACGCUGUCGAUUGGAUUAAGAUUAACAAAAAUCAAGUCGGUUAUUAUCGUGUAAAUUAUGCAGCCGAACAAUGGCAAGAACUGACAAGUGCGCUGAUUAAUGCACGCGGCCAGUUUAGCAAUGCCGAUCGUGCGCAUCUCAUCAAUGAUGUCUUCUCCUUAGCCGAUGCCGCACAAUUAGAAUACAGUAUUGCAUUGAACUUGUCACUCUACUUAGAAAAUGAACUGGAUUAUGUGCCAUGGAGUGUUGCCAGUGCGCGUCUUUCAGAUAUCAGAAGUCUACUCUACUAUACAGAUUCAUAUCGCGACUUUGUCGUUUUCGGACGGAAAUUACUUGCGCAAGCUUAUGAAAAUGUUGCGUGGAAUGUUAGCGACGAUCAUUUGGACAAUUUGGUACGUGUCAAAAUACUGAGUCUAGCUGGUCGAUUCGAAUACCAACCAAUGUUAACUGAAGCCGCCACACGCUUUACAGAGUGGUUAAGUAAUCCCAGCGUAAGACCCGAUCCUGAUAUACGCACGAUUGUAUAUUAUUAUGGCAUGCAAAGUGUAGGCAAUGAAAAUUCUUGGAAUCAAGUGUGGGAAUUGUUUAUCAGCGAGUCGGAUGCGCAAGAGAAAGUCAAAUUAAUGGAAGCUUUAGCGGCGGUGAAUUCACCAUGGAUUUUGCAACGUUACAUCAACUUGGCCUGGAAUGAGAGCUAUGUACGCGGUCAAGAUUACUUCACUUGCCUUACCUAUAUUUCGAACAAUCGCAUUGGUCAAAGUUUAGUGUGGGAUUAUGUACGCGAGAAUUGGUCACGUUUAGUUGAACGUUUUGGCAUCAACGAACGUUAUCUCGGCCGUUUAAUACCAUCAAUUACGGCAAGGUUUGUUACACAAACCAAAUUGGAAGAAAUGGAAGCAUUCUUUGCGAAAUAUCCUGAAGCGGGUGCUGGCACAGCAGCACGCAAGCAAGCAUUAGAAACAGUCAAAUUCAAUAUUAAAUGGCUGGAACAGAAUAAGGCGCAAAUAACUCAAUGGUUGGCCGAGCAAAAAGCGGCAGAUGCAAGUGCGAGCACUGAAUCCUCUACAACAACAACGGAAGCUGCUCGCAUCUAAAGUGUCGCCACAGCAUUUGUUAUUGUUCCACCCAAAGUCAUCAUAGCGUGAAUUUAUGAAAGCUUUUGUUUAUUUUUAUAUAAAUAUAAAUAGUAUUUUAACAGAUGUAUGAAUUUAUGUAAAUACUUUAAUGAAAGUGUGUAUAUUGUUAACUUUUAUUGAAGUCGAAAAUUGGAAAUGAAGACAAUAAAAUGAAAUUGUUUGUACAAUUACAAGUAUUUGUUGCGAAA